UGAUUUUCGGCGUCCGGUGGACGAGCGGGAAGCGAGAAGCGAUGAUGUGUGCGCAUUGGCUGCACCGAGCAGUAGGUCGUGUGGGCCUGCGUGCUGGUGGUGUGGGUGCCGUGGCUGGACGGGGUUGCAGGUGUGCGUCGAUAGCAGUAGGAGUAGUGCCAGGAAGAGAAAGAGCAGGAAGAAGGAUUGCAGGGUAUGGAACGCUGGCGUGUUGGACUCGCAACAAUGCACGUGGUCUGUGCGUGCAGCAGUCGAAACUGCACACGGCAGCCACUGACACGGCAGCAGAACACCCGGCCCCGGGGGCCACUGGAAUGAGGACACACACCUGUGGCGACAUGACUUUAUCCCUGGCAGACACCAGCGUCUCACUCACAGGCUGGAUGGCCUCAAAGCGCAUCAUUGGAGACGACCUUGUAUUUGCUGUCCUGCGCGAUCACUACGGAGCCGUGCAGUUGAAACUGACAGGCGAAGACGCAAUUGAUCGCGUCACCAACCUCCCGCUGGAGAGCACAAUUCAAGUGCAAGGGCGCGUCACCGCGAGACCUGCAGACAUGGUCAACCCAAAGAUGGCCAGUGGCGAUGUUGAGGUGCUGGUCAGCUCGCUCGCCGUCCUUGGGACCGCCACCAACCAGCCGUUUCAGAUUGGCACAGAGGGCUCCACGACACACAAACUGCCAAAGGAGGAUGUGCGACUGACACACCGCCCACUGGAUCUACGCCGUCCUGCCCUCCACAAUGCCAUCGUCACCCGCGCCCGCGUCGCCUCCGCCACGCGCCGCUUCCUCGAACACCACGGGUUUCUUGACAUUGAGACGCCAACGCUGUUCAAGCGGACGCCCGGUGGGGCUGCGGAGUUUCUUGUGCCGACGCAGAAGAAAGGCCUCUUCUAUGCGCUGGUGCAGAGCCCACAGCAGUACAAGCAGAUGCUCAUGGUUGGCGGUUUCGACAGGUACUACCAGUUUGCGCGCUGCUACCGCGACGAGGGAGGCCGUCUUGACCGCCAGCCAGAGUUUACCCAGAUUGAUCUUGAAAUGGCAUUUGUGACGCAAGAAGACGUGCUGCAGCUGACCGAGGCGCUUGUUGCUUCCAUGUGGAAAGAGGGCUGUGGCGUCGACAUUCCCACACCAUUCACUCGCAUGUCAUUCCACGACGCGAUGGCACAGUAUGGAAGCGACAAGCCGGACACGCGCUUCGACAUGAAGAUCACAGACGCCACCGACGUCUUCUCGCCGCAUGCCGUGCGCGUGUGGGAGCAGGCAAUGUCCCAUGGAGGAGCGAUUCGCGGCUUCAAGGCCGACAAGGCUGCGGCAUUGUUCACCCGCAAGAACAUGAAGUCGCUUGAAGAUUACGCCCGUGGCAUAGAGGGAGAGACGGUUGUGUUUGUGCACGUGGACGAUGACGGUAGCGUGCGUUCUUCCAUUUUCAAGGAUAUCGAUGAUGUUGACGUCGCCUCCGUGAAGCGAGCGCUCGUUGAUCGGUUUCAGGCAAAACCAGGCGACGCCAUCCUCCUCUCCGCCGCACAGCAGUCCAACCUGCUGCCAUUUCUCGGCAAGUUGCGGACGAAGGCGGCGUCCAUGCUCCAGGACGCGGGGCUGCAGCAGCUCGAUCCAAAGGACUUCCGGUUUCUGUGGGUGGUUGACUUCCCGCUCUUUGAGCCGCAUGAACUGGAAAAAGGCCGGCUGCAGGCGUGCCACCAUCCCUUCACUGCCCCGCACCCCGACGAUGCCGACCUGGUCCGCGCUGGUGGCGGCGCCGCAACACGCGCGCGUGCGCAACACUUUGAUGUUGUUGUGAAUGGCGUUGAGCUUGGUGGUGGCUCCAUCCGCGUCCAUGACCCGGACCUGCAGCUCCAUAUUCUCAAGGACAUCUUGCACGAGGACCCUGCUGUGUUUGAGCAGCUGCUUGGUGCACUGCGCUAUGGCGCACCUCCGCACGGCGGCAUCGCGUUGGGGUUUGACCGUGCCAUGCUGUGCAUGCUUGCUCAGACUGGCGCCGUCAGCCUGCGUGACACAAUGGCCUUCCCGAAAUCGUUUGCCGGCAAGGAGCUGAUGUCUGGCAGCCCAUCGGAAGUACCAAGGGAGGAUUUACUCACGUAUCAUGUUCAAACCGUAGAUUCGCCACCGUGAGUGUGUGUGUGUGUGUUCAUGUGUGUGUUUGUAUCUGUAAUUGUGUUCGCAGUUCACAUUAGACGUUUGAGCUCGA
This is a messenger RNA of Salpingoeca rosetta, 2205 nucleotides long. RefSeq lists its product as uncharacterized. The record is from RefSeq and is a predicted model, not a curated record. Lineage: Eukaryota; Choanoflagellata; Craspedida; Salpingoecidae. Gene Ontology annotation, cellular component: mitochondrion; cytoplasm. The transcript is spliced from 19 exons. Bases 42 to 2129 code for a protein of 695 amino acids. Gene Ontology annotation, biological process: aspartyl-tRNA aminoacylation. Gene Ontology annotation, molecular function: nucleic acid binding; aspartate-tRNA ligase activity; ATP binding.